AUGGAGUUCGCCCCGAACUCCUCUUUAGAAAAUCGUAAGUUUUUAAGAUAAAGAAUGAUAUUGCAGAAUUUUAAAAUCUCAUCCUAUAACAGAAUUCAUCAUUUGCACUCUUCACUGAGAAGGGCAUAACACAGCUUUUUAUUUUUUCUACAUUGUCAGUCCUUACAGCACGCUUCAAUAAAAGAUGCGACGCACCAUUCCAAACCAAGUACACAAUGUCUCAUGCAUUCCUGUGGUUUCUACACGCAGCCAACGCUCUGGAAUAUCUCCACGAACACUGCUCACCUACGAAGAUUCAUCGUGACAUUAAACCAGCGAAUAUGCUCCUUUUUGAUGAUUGUCGUUUACUAAAAUUGUGCGAUUUUGGGACUGCCCGAGAAGAGGAUGAAGAUGUCACCUUGCACCAGGGAUCCCUAAAGUAUAUGGCCCCUGAAGUACUUGCCCGUAAGAGAAAUAACCUUUUUAUUAUAGUUUCCAGAUUUGAUAAAAUUAUUUUAAAGAUAAGCAGUUAAAAAGUCAAAUGCGCCGAUAUAAUCAUGUCGUGCUACAGGUAAAGUUCAUUUCUACUAAAUAAUAAACAAGUGUCAUUGAUCUGCAUACGUUAUUUGGAUCUGAGAACCGUUAAUUCUUUCGCUAUUUAAAAGGCAGCAAGAAUGUUGAAUGGAGAGCAUGUUGCGUUGAUAAUCAAACCCUACGAGAGUCGAUGUCUUUUGUAGUUAGAAAACACAUAUAUAGCUCUUAUGCCUUUAUCGGCACAUCUGAAGUAAAUUAAUAAACCCAAAGGGGGACAUAAAACCGUGAAUGUUCGUCCAAUAUUUGCUUCAGGGUCCUUUCUUAAGGCCCUUAUGGAAACAUGCACUGCGUUUUAGCCGCAAAAGCAGACUUCAAACCGAGAAACAAACAAAUUUGUGUGGCAUUAAGUUGAAAUACACAACAUACGCGCGCCAAAAAUGGGGUAUUCAACUUUAUUCUAAAAAUAUAACCUCAGAAGAAAGUCAAGACGUCAUUCAGCACAAGUGUUUCUUGCCUGAAGUUUGCAAGUUUUUUGUUAUGGACGAAGACUACGAAAAUAUCGUUUACUUUGGUCAUUUGACCAGCUACAAGAGCUGUCUGGAACGCCCUUUUUCUGACCACCUGAUCAGGGCCGGAAAUUCAGAUCUACUAGUCAUCUACAAUAAUCGCCAAGAGCCCGAAAUAGUAAAACUGCCGGAAUAAUGCUUUGUCCAGUUUCUACGUAAGAAAUAAAUGGCCUAUUCGGAGCGCAUACACGUUGUGCGAAAAUGACUCUGCAUUGUUUGAGAAAUGUGUCAACAGGAAUCCCGCUCUUUUCACUUGUACGCUAAAAGGGUGUUCCAUUAUAAGACGAAGGAAAAUUGUUGAUUAAUAUAAAAAUAAAGUUUUGCAGUUUUCAUACAAGUUUAUAACACAACAGUCCAUACUAACAACUUGGCCGCUGUAGUAUGCAGUGAGCAACAAUUGUAUAAUUAAGUUUAGAUCGGUUCUGACUCGAGCAUUUUAUGAAGGAAUGUCCGCACCGUUUACGAUUUUCCCCGUUUAUCAGCUAGAACCAGUGAAAGGCCAAAACGCUACGACCGAAGUGCAGAUAUUUACAGUCUGUGCGCAUCCUUCUGGGAGGUUUUUACUCGCUCGGAUUAUUCCAAAACCUUCCAACCAAUUGAAGGCUGUCCGAAAAUUGUGCAGGACCUGUUAAAGCGGUAUGUUGCAAAAUUUAAUUGCAUUGAUAUCCUCACCGCAUAUGCUUAAUAGCUCCUCGUACAAAUGAGGUAGGUGGAGCGGGCUCCAUCUUAAGUCCUUUUGGUAGCAAAGAGGAACCAUUUGUUUACGGUUUAUGAAUCAUUGUCACCAGUAAAUUAAUUGGCCAAGCGAAGCCUCACCCCACUUCAAAUAAUGUCGUGAGGAAAAAAGCGAGAAAACGCCCAUUAUUUUGGGAUCUAAUAAAUUUUCAGUGAAAAACCUGUAAACGUCUUCCUUAAAGACAAACUUGAAAACGCAUCUUGCUGGAUAGUUGUGCAAUGCAUCAACCUUAGUUUUCAUCUUAUUCCACCAUCUAUCAAUAGUCAGUGGACGGUGUUGUAAGGUAGUAAGAGCAGACAAAUAAUGACACAAAUCCAUUCCUAACAGCAUAAAGCAAUCAUGGAUGAAUGUAAGGAAAGAUGGAGCCUUCGUUUCCAGCUCGCCUGGAAGGUCACUGCUUAGGUGAGUCGUUUCUGGGAAACAAAUUAUUUCUUUGCAUAUGUUCCUACACAUGCGUUACGCUGCAUUAAGGAAACCGUAAUGUCCGGAAAUCGGCAACUUACUAUGUCCGGGACAAUUUCGGGCUCCUUUCAGUGGGCACAAUGAUUUUUGCUUGAAUGUCUUCCAUUCAUUAAGGAAGGCUUUUCAAAUUUUUAUCAUUGGAAAAUUCUGCGCAGCCGACUGCAGAACCCACUUCAACUUCUCUUAUUUCGAUUGGGCCAUUUGGGUGCUAUUUUAAUCUGAGAGUAAGCUACUGGUCUUUCGGAGUGUGAACAAGGUAAAGAACAAGCCCGGCCUCUUCAAACGAUUAGUGACUCACUGGUUCCGCGUGCAACUGCACGUGUUGAAAGCUCUGACACCCUGUUUUCUUCCAGCUAUAGGUAAGGAUUGUUAAUACAUUGCCAAUAUAUUCUUUGCGCAGUAUUAUGUAGUUCAAUUUAACUGGGGACUUUUGAGUGGAAUAAGCCGCAAAAUGGUCGUUAAGUCCUCUUGAACUCAUUGAUUCUCCAUUCACAUGUCUUACUUACUUGAGUAAGGUCUUACUUCUAUUCCCUUGCUAAAAAUAAAGGUAUAUUUUGGCAUGCAAACCGAGAUCUUGUGUAGAACGUGUUGAGAUUUUUUGUACUGACAUGUACCAAGGGGAAGGAGGGGAAGGGGAGGCUGCCUAUAUCACCAGGCCACUGAUUAGGACUUUAUACAGCAGCAAAAAGCGAGGAGGCCAAAUGACAUUUCCGGCAAAGACCCCUUGAUUCAGGUGUUUUAUGACAGUAUGUUAUUACCGACAAAGACAAGGACGACUGGGAUGACCACCUCUGGCUUAGCAUCCAUCGUCAGCCAGUCACACCCAAUCCCGAAGUGUGAAACACCUGGGGCUCGGUCCCGCGACCUGUUGGUUAGAAGUCCAGCGCCCUAGCCACUGAAUACUGGCUCGUUGUCCUGUCGGCUACGGUCAGGUAUAUACAAUGGUAGAAGGCACUCGCCGAUCGUGUUACGGAACUCACUCGUCUCGUCGGGCCACACAGAUCCCAAUUGGCGGCUUAUGAGUCCUCAAAUUGAUGUGCGUUACAUCUCAAAUGUUGGGAGUUGUUGUGUGCGCAUUUCCAAGCAUGCCGGCCGGCCCCGAUCCAGUUCCUGCGUUGCUCCACAGCAGGUUGAGAACAGGGACGGUGAUUUACGCGUGAAUUAGUCUAUGGUGAUUGCAGACUUGCGUAGCGUCUUCCGCACCCUCUCCUCCUCCCCCACUUGGGCCCGGCGUCACGACACAGUCAAGGACUCUGGGGGCGGGAGAGGAUGCAGGUUUCUGGCGCGGCAAAAACCCUCACCUAUGUGUACCACCACACUACCUGCUCCACAACAUACACUGACCAGUAUUUCAAAAAACAAGACAAAAGGAGAGCACCGCAGAAAGGUUGUUGACCAGAGGGAGAGGACAAAAUUUAAUUGCAUGUCUGUUUUAUCAGCCUAUAAAGAUGUUAUGGAUCCGCAUGGUGAACACAAGAAGACAUCGGUUUUCUAAGAGGCCGUAUGCUGCCGUAGACAAAAUAUCAAAUGCUUGCAGAAAGGAAAUAAUUAAAAAUAACAGUCAUGACUAGACCACCCGGGUGUCAUAGUAGUUCGUUCACUGCGAUCCGGAAUCUCUUAAAGCGGCGACGACUUGUGCAGCAUCUACUUCACUUCAUCUCUCCGCGGACCAACCAUUUGUCAGUGACGGGGCGCAGUUAAGAUGACAGGGAAAUUAACAUGAGCACAGCAGUCGACGCGACUGGAUGACAUACUUCGGCAAAGAAGGGCUGCGCCGUAAUCAGUAAACAGAGCGACGGAUUUACUAAAGUUCUUCAAGCUACAGCCCUUAAUGUGGCGUGGCAGGUUAAAAGCACACUUGAUUUAUCAGUUGAAGAAUAGUCGGCAUUAGGUCCGCUUUGGACCGGUCGCACUCUUGCCUUUAUUUCUCAGCAUUUACAACUUGCGAGGCAAAGUCGAGCGUUUGGGAGGUUGUGAGAUCAAACUCGGUGGCCGACGUAGCUUAAAGCCUCCACUCAACGCUUGCCCCGCAGCUCUUUGGCACCAAUUAGGGUAAUAAUCUACUUAACACGAUUAACUAUGAUCCUUUGGCUCCCAUCAUCCUCCUACGUGUAACCAAUGGGACUAAAUCACUUUAAGAGCAGGCAAAGCCGUUUCCACUUGCGAAGUUAAUAAUAAAACCUUCAGAUGUGCGGUGAUGACGUUCUAAAACCACUUAAUUGCUCUCAGGUGCUAGGGGUUUUCAUGCCAAAAAUAUACACAUUACCAUCUGACUCUUGACAUUCCCAUGUCACUCUUGUUGUAAGUUUUUGUAUGCAAGUACUGCUCCUCUCUUGUAAAUGACGUAGGUUAGAGAAGUUACAGCACUGAGACCGCGUUGGCAUGUGUGCGCCAGCAGGUUACUUCGGAACCAUGCCAGUGCACUGUAAGGCUCUGUUGAUGCCUCGUAGCAGCCUCGAUUUCACUGGCAGAGACCGCGGUUAUUUGGAUAGGAGGUGCCUCGAUAGAGACAUCAAAGAUUCAACGGUUCAAAACUGUGCAGUUUGGCAGUUACUUGGCAGAACUUCCCUCCCUUCCCCAACACGGCCUGAUGAAACAGUAAUUCAGGAUGAACACGACAGAACGUAAGCGUCCAAAUGGUGAUGAACUGAAACUCAGAGCUCGGAACUCCAGUUCUUCAAGAGGCGGGUUUUGAAACGUCAAAAACUGACAAGUGGUGAAUGAACAGUUAGGCAAUUUGAAAAGUCAAGUUGGCAAGCAUGUGUUUUCGGUAAUUCUUCGUCAGGCCAGUAGAGUUAGAUGAAGGAAUGAAAAUGUACAAAAUUAACAGUGUUUAUAGGUGUCCCAAGGGCUAUUAAGUCGUUAGCACUAAUCUUCCCCACUCCGCCCGCAUGGAAAGGUUGGGGGAUUUGGUCCUUAUAGGUAGGGGGGUGGGGUAAGAGAGUCUUUGAGUGAUGUUCUUGGAUUGAGUACGCAGAGUACCCAUCACUGUAAUUAGGGAUUUGGGGCGGCAUGUCGUCAUCACUUGGGGUUGGCGUUGGCCACGGCAGGGAGAGCGCUUGUGUCAGGGUUUUCUGACAGCAUAACACCGGAUUCGCUAGCCGUAUAGCCACUGCCUCGGCCGUUGCUGGUAUCCGCUGGCGUAGGCUUUUAGAGUAGCUUGUUGGUGUCCGAUAGACAAUCUGAAAUGCUUCCUUGACAUCGACUCGGUGAUCCGUAUCGAUUAAAUGUGUGAGAAUGGAACUCGACAUCGAUCGGGUCUCACCUCUGUCUAGUCAGGCAGGCAUAUGUCCACGCACCCUCUUUACCAGGCGUCUCGUUGUACGGUCGAUGUGGUGGAUGAGGUGAGAGAUUGUGUCCCUACAACGGACCACGCGCUGGAUCAACAAGAGGAACCGAAUCAGGACACGGAAGGCGUUAUUGGCGAUGCGCAGCCCAUUACAAAUGCAACACUUGGUGGAUGCUGCUGCACGCCUAGACGCAGACUCGCGCCGCGUCAAUCACCUGCGCCUGACGCCACCUCCGCACUUCACGGCUUUGUCGUGACACCGGGUCCAGGAAGGUGAGGGAAGAGAGCGAGAAUGCGACAGAUGCAGCGCAAGAAUGAUUCACACGCAGGCCACCGCCCCUGUUGCAGGGCACACGGCGGACAUCAUCCGAAAAGACGGUGAACCGUCGGGAGGGGUUCGCACGUUGUGUAUGUGUGGAUGGAGAGAUUCGUGAGGAUGGCAUUUUGUCUGAGCUAUUUUGCCGCAGAUUUCCAUGAGGUGCAUGUGGCCGAGUAGGCCAAUGAGGUGACUGAGUAUCCGAGUGCAUUGUGAGUGGUUUAGGCAGAUCCAGUGGGUGUGCAUAGGGUCUCUAGGUACUGGUCCAGGCCAGCGAGUCAUAGGAAAACCCGAUCGUAAUAAAAAGAGACUGAGAUCAAGUCCGCCUUGCUGCCGAUGGUUGGGGAGGCGUCAGGAGUGUUUUCAACGGUGAUGGGAAUGGGCAUGACGGUAGUCCUUGUCCACGUUCCAAGGUUUGUAGCAGUGCUCGUGGACAUCACGGACAUGGAGCAUUUUCUCACUUUUGCUGGUGGCUGUCCGAGGCGUUAUUGAAAACGGUGCGCGUAGGUGUCUUUUGUCUAUUGAACUCAGUUUUUCGGUGUCCGACGAGUCCAAUUUGUGCCUGAAAUGUCAACUGACGGCGUGGACAAGAGUGAAGGGAUUGGGGUUUUUGGGCUGAGGGUACGGAACGAUUCGGUUGACUUUGAAGGUUGUUACGCCAGUCUACACAGCUCUGGGUGGGGUCCUCCCAGGUCUUCGGGUUGAGUUUUUUGGAUCCCCGAGGGCGAUCCGCAGGGUGUCAUGGUAGCGUUUUAUUUUGCCCUUUUGUCGGGAGGCCUUGUAGAGACUUCGCUGCAGAAGAGUCGCUUGGGUGAUUGCUCGUCAUCUGUCCCCGCGAGGGGUUGCAGUUUCCUCAGAACGGCGUGAAUACUGAUGAUUCCGGUCCAUCCCAGGACUUCGGUAUCCCGGAACCUUUUCUGCCACCUUGGGAUCUUGUUCGGAAACAGCUGAGGUUUAAGUAAUUUAGAUUCCUGGCUCGGUUGGUGCAAACGGUGCGUGUCUCGGCCUCGCAAAGUAGCGUCGUCAGGACAACCUCGCUGCACAUGCUAAGUUCUGCCUUGAGGCGAAUUCCACGGCGGUUCCGGACAGAGAUCUGUAUCCGGCCGAAAACCUGAUGCACUUGCGAGAUUCGGGUCGUUAUUUCUUCGCCGAUCUUAGUGUUGUUUGAGACUACUGCCUCUAUAGGUAAAUUUGUCUACCGAUACCAGUCGACUUCUUUUGAUGUUGAUUCUAGUCGUAGUGUGUCUGUCCGCUUUUGCGGCUUGCUUCACGACAACCGUUUUAUCUGCACCGGUAGUCAGUCCGGUGUGAUCGCAGCCAGACGUGGCGGAAUGCAUUAUACUUUACACAGCUGUUUCUGUCGUGCUAUGAACAUUGGUUGUUACUAUGCGCUACUGCUCAGCCCGACGAAACAACAAUAUCCACAGAGAAAUCGCACACUCCAUAGAGCCGGACUGAGUCUUUGGGAGACGGCCUUAACCCCCCAUCCACAAUCUCCAACGACGCUAUCGACCGGCUGCCCAAUUGGAAACCAAUACUGGUCUGGGCUGUCUGCGUUUUAUCUCAAAAACGCAGAGAGCUCUUCAUCAAGGAAGCAUCAGUAUCCGACGCAAUCCUGGCCGAUAUCUACAAGCACAGUGGUCGUCGACUGACGGACAAUCGCAUCUCGCUGCUCCGGGAGAUGUAACGACAAGGACAGGUUUCUCUGGACUCCAAGGGCGCCAACAUUGUACACAUCUAUCAACGUAAAGACAACCGUCUACUUCGUGCUAACUACAGCUGAGUCUCGCGGAUCAAUAGCGUCGAGGGGAUCUUUAUACAUCUCCUCCUCCAUUGUCUCAACAGCCAUUUGAGGCGCGGGCUCCUCCCCGAAUGCCAGGGUAUCUACCCGACAGCUGCGGGAGAAGUGCUAUGAAGGGCAUACUAAUGUCGACACCACAUUCGUGGAUUUUACAAAGGCCGUCGAUACCGUGAACUGCCACGGGCUCUGCAGGAGUAUGCUGACACGUAGUGCGACAGCUAGUCACGGGCGGUCAGAUCCAGAAGCGUCCUCGGCGACCAAAGGCCUAUAAAACCCCCCUUAAAGUCCGAUCCAUGUGUAAUCAAAGACUGGGUCGUGUUUGGCAUGCGUAGCCCGGUCAUAUGGUCCUGUUAGCCACUAAAUCUACGUCCACAUUGGGUAAUGGAAUAGUCCCAGAAGCGGCCUCUGCAACCAGCGGGGUGGAGGCUGUCUAUCAAGCCGGCCCACGUGGAGUUGGGGUCCCGGUUGUACGUGGCACGCGCAGAUUGGUUGUACGGACCCGUUAGUUAUUUAAUCUGGGUCCAUCUUUGGUCAUCUUGUCUCCAGUUGGAUGUGGUGGACUUGUGGCAGGUACUGUGUGUCCCCUGGACCAGCCAAAAUACCAUGUGUUCUCGUAGGUAGUAAAAUUCGUCUUCCAGGGAAAAUUUAUUGUCAGCGUUUUCUGAAGACCGCAGAACCUUACCAACCUCGUGUGUGUCAAUUUAGAGGCCUUGACAAGGAGGAAGGACGACGGCCGAAGAUAACCGACAUUGUUCGUUUCGUCCAGUUUGUCGUCGAUAAUAUCUCAGCCCUGCCGCCCACAAAGUGCAAUUUGCAGUUUCCGCCGGAAACGUCCGACGAAGAAGACUGUACCGUAUCCGUAAGUGACAAAGACUUCACUAAAAACGGUGCGCGCUGGAGUUUUCCGUUUACCUUAGUUUAUGAUUGCCGUUAAGUCUUCAGGUCACUUCCGUCUGUAGCUUUAAUUUGAUUGGUUGUUGCUCUAGGUUGUCCACGUUUUCGUUUUUUAAUCAAAAAGCGAUUUAGGUUUUCCUAAAUUUAUUAAAAUAGGUUUAAAAAGGCAAAGUCAUCCACUACUUCGAAAUGAUUUUUUCCGCCGUGGAAAUCACAAUUCAGUUGUUUUUUAUACCCACCGGGUUACUCGCUAGCUCAAACACAUGUUACGAAGUCAGAGUUACGCAGAUAUUUCUUUAACCAAGUCAAACUACGAUAACAGACUACUGUGUAUUGUAGGACGAGCACAAGAACUCGUCAUUUGUUAAAACUCCGGCGGUUACGUGAGCGUUGACUGAUAGACUCACGAGUAUACACUUAUCAUUGGCUGUCCUACCUUAGAUAUUUCCUCCAGAGAGUGUUCUGCUGGUAAAUAGCGCCUUCUAUGCAGUCACAAAAGGCUCCGUGAAAACGACUUUCCCCUAAUCUCUUUUCACAGUCGAAGGGAGGUGCACGUUUUCGUCUGAAAUAUAAGACAAAGUUCAAAAAUAGAAACAAUUUUUAAUCAUACCUAUGUGAAUUUAACUCAAAAAAUGCAGUCACUUAAUUGACUUACAGGAGCGUGCCAAAGGUGUUCCAAUAUCUAGCGAAACAUAUGCAGUUAAUAAAAAAGCGAAGCUGUUGGAAGAAAUCUACGUUAAAGCUCCGCCACUUACCGUCUUACGCACGCAAUACACAGCACAUUUAUUUUCACAUCAGUGUGCUGUCGCCAAAGUGUCGCAGGAAAACUCCGGCAGUACGAGUUUUAUCACGAGCGAAAUUGUGCUUGGCAUCAAGGGUGUACAUGGCCAUUAGAGGAGGCAGAUUUUCCCGUUCGGUCGAAAUAUACGGCGUUGCAGGCAUUGCAUGGAAUCUGGUGGACGUCUUCCAUCCCUUGCUAUCGGGCACAUCUUCGCCUGGGAUAAAUCUCGAAUCGUUGGAGUUUGCACCUCCAGAAGGCCGAGAGUUUCUUGAAGCCAUGCACUCGGAGAUCAUUUUCUCCCUAAGGUCGACGAAAGUAUCGUCCACAUACCGCGCCAAAAAUAUUGGUUUGUGGGUCGCAUACAACAACGUCUCUAACUUUUGAAGUACCACCUCCACUAUGAAACCAGAUAGCAGCGAGCCCAUCGAAGUUCUUUGAUUUGCUCUUAGGCUGUUCUCUCAAAAGUGAAGUAGGUCUUGGGGCCGAAAUUGGGCAGUUGGAUAAGGCAUCUUUGUAAUAUUGACUCUCAAGUACACCGGCAGUUCACCGGCAAUUUCAAUCCCAAGACUCUGAGGAAUUGAGAUGAAGAGUGAUGUAACAUCAAAUGAUACUAUGACUUCAUCUGUGUCAAGGUGUAUCCCGUGGAGUCUUUCCAAGAAAUGUACGUCUGAGUGGACCGUCUUGUAGAAGCCUGAUGUGAGAAAGCUCAGACGCCGGAACAGCCAUUUGGCCAGGUUGAGUGUUUCGCGCAAAUGUACAAUAGGGGGAAGUGAAGAACCAAAUUUGUGCAUUUCAGGCAGCCCAUGGAAUCUUGUCAUGUUCAGACGUUCUGCUUUUGGGAUGGCACUGUUAUUCUGUAACCCAGCGAGCUUCGUGUUGAUUCGUGCCACUAUUGCACCCGACGGUCAUCGAAUAGGCGUUGGCCUUCCGAAGGUAGUCAGACCUGUCGAGUACUACUGUGGAAUGUCCCUUGUCGGCUGGCAGUUCUACGAUGCUCCUGUCCGUCUUCAGCGUCUCGAGGACGUUUUGCUCCGCUCUCAGAAUUCCCACACGUGGUUUGUGCGCCAACAGCAAGAACUUGACUUACUGUCCGAUGGGAUGUUUUGUUUCGUCCGGCUCCUUGGAGGGCUUAAAGACCGACUCAAUGCUGGCCAAAAUGUUACCCGAAUCGGCGUCCGCUGCGUUGAGGCAUACUGCAUGCUUUAGCGCUUGGAACUAAACCGACGUCUAGAUUUCAGUCCUCUGGCUCGAUUGUCGAUCACUCGCUUCUACAGUGUUGCACCGUCCUCUGCAAUGCGCUCUGAACACUUCUGAAUUAUCCGGCUCAAGACUUUGCGGUAUUUCUGCAGCCGCACCUGGCAGUCUUGGUCAUUCGCCUGUCACGUUGCAUCACCCAUUGCUUCGCUAUCCCUGUGUUCACCGGCGAUAUGUAGGCAGAUAAGUUCUUUGGAGUAGGUUGCGAACUCUGUUGCAUAUAAAUUCCACGUUGCAUCCCAGACCGUCGUCAGACGUGAAGUAACUGCGCAAAACAAUUGAAAUCGGCCUCACUAUGCAAACGUGAAUACCAAUUGACAGAAAACUGACGAGGCUGUCUGCCGCAAGUUGACCCACCGAUGAACAUCUGGGUCUUUAAUUAGUACCUGUGUUGUGAGUAAGAUAGUCACCUUCGCCAAAUGUGGGUAUGCAAAGAUAAGGGAAAUUGUGGAGGCCGUUUCUGACUUACGAGCCGGCCACAUCCCAUCUCGGGUUUGCAGUCUGUGAGGCUCGAACCUGCUCCCUCUUGGUUAGAAGGUCAACACUGCUUACCUUUGGAACCUAAGACUCGUUGUCUGUUGGUUUAGAUCGAUUAGAUUAACAACAUUAGAGGACGUGGUGCUUACCGACUGCUAACAUUCUUGAUCGCGACCAACAGGAUGGCGAACCUGUGGAUCAAUGGUUCGGGUGUUGGACUUCUGACCAGAAGCACCCGAAUUCUCAAACCUCAGGGGUAGCAAAACCUCGGGGGUUAGGUAUGACUGGCGUGAGGAGUCGGUGGCGUGUGAUAUAUAUUUUGCGCAUUUGGCGACAUCUACGCGAGGAGCAGAUUCAUGCAGGCUUGCUUCUGUCGUGGAAAGUAGGAUGGCUCUUUAGUGAGAUUCGGAAUGAUCGGAUGUUGAUUUGGGGUGGGCACUGUGGCCCACACCCUUACAAUAAUCGUUCAGGUUUACAUUUCAGUUGAUGUUGGCAAUAUUAUAAAUGAUACGAUGAAACCUAUAGCCACCUGGACUUAUUAAAUACUCAUUUUUAAUGUUUUACAUCCCACGGGAGAACUUGUUUCUAUCCAGGGUAGAAUAUGAGAGCAUAUAGUCUCCCUGCAGCGGCCUUUGUGGCAUGUUAUGGACGUCCAAUCUGAGAUCGCCCCUUUUCGGGGCUAUCGUGUGGAUUUUCGUGAUCUGGUUGUGAAGAUGGGCCACUUGGCCUUGUCAGCUAGCGCAGAUGCUGCUUCAGUCACGUGCAUGUCGACACGGCGGCUGUUCUCCUCGUUUGCGACGAUAGAACGAUAAGUGUCGAUCAACUGUGCUAUGCGCGGAGUCAGUUCAGUGUCCAGUCAAUGAACAUAUCGACCAAUAGCGGUUCCCCAAAAAGAGCACACAAAGGUUUUCGCUGAGGGAAAUGCCAAUAGUGCGACUGCCUGAAAUCGAAACUCAGAUUAGAUUAUCCCAUACACCACCCCUUUUUAAUCGGUGUUUAAUAGGCUUCUGAAUCUACCAUGAAUGCGACAGAGUAUGAGUUGACCUAUGACUUUGAAUGGGCAGAUCUUUUGCAUUGCGCGAAGGACCAACCUUCUCGGUUAUUGACAGAACCAGAUUUAAAGAGGCGCUGAACAUACAAAACACCUGAAGUUGUGACCAGACGAAUCUAUGGUAUCCUUUGAUGUUGCUUCAUCUUUCAGCACCAUCCCACAACAAAUAGCAAUUGGCGUUGUAAAGCAACUUCUGGUUAAAUGAUGCGACCGGAGGAGCAGGCGCCUGAAAUCCGAGCUUCUUCGACAUUUUAUUAAAACCCAUUUCACACUUAGUGGGCAAAUGUAUGAACAGAUUAAAGGCAUUCGGAUGGGCUCCGCCUAUCAGGCCUGCUGGCUACCUACUUCGCAAACGAAGCGAGCAGCCGGUUUUCACGAGGUAUUAGCCAAAGUUCUGGGCUCGCUAUAUCAGUAUCAGUUUCAGCACUAUGAAGACGUCUGAGAUUAAACAUGUUGAAGAAGUACUGAACUCGAUUGACUCGAACAUCAGUUCAUGACGACAGCUAAAACAGACAAUAAACUUCCCUUCUUCGAUGUCCUUAUGCAACGGUGUGCCACUGGGCAAUUACAAACUACAGUUUUCGAAAAAACCGCCAGCAUAGAGCAAAUAGUACACUUCGACAACCGCCCCUCCCUGUUUCACAAAUAAAUCUUUGUCGGACUCUAUUUCAAGGGGUGGAAUCACAUUGCAGCGCACCAGCAAAAAAAGCAGCUGGACGACAAUACCUUCAUGACAUCUUUCGGGCCAAUAAAUGCCCAAGCAAUUGUACCAAGCAAAGCGAAUGCCGAGUGAACAGACGACGGCCACAAUAACAGCAAACAUAAGUCCGGAGAACUAUUUCUUGCACUAAGGGAGCCUCCGAGGCGGUUUCACGACUGUUACAACCCGCCAGAGUAGGCAUCGCCCAUGGACCCCAGGCAACGAUUCGUCGCCGUUUGAUGCAACCUAAAGACAUAGCGCCGCUCACUGAAACCUCCGCAGUUGUCUAUGAAAUACGUUUAACGAUGGAGACUGCGACUAGGUUGGCGAAACUGGGCGGAAAUUGCAGACCCGCCUACACGAUCAUAAAUGGGCAAAUCGGAGACUGGACCCGAUCUCACGGCCUGCGACUCACAUCGGACGAAUUAACCACAGUUUAGACUUUCAAGAAGUAAGCGUCUUAAGUCGGGGCACCUCAGCAACUGAACGUCUCACACUUGGGGCUGGGUACCCAGAUGGCAACUCCAUCAGCAGGCAUCUUGAUCUUCCUGCGGCCUAUAAAGUCAUUUGCCACCACAUACUCCAUGACCAGGAUGAGACGGUCGCACGGAGUUUACGAAACGCCUAGCAAACGCGGCCUGUCGAUUGAAUCAUCUAAAAGGGGAAUACAGGUGCAACUGACCCCCAGUGAGGUGAAGACACAGAACACAGGAGGCUGCCAAAAUUCAUGACAAACGGUCAGAAGGCCAAGGCAGCGAAAGAAGAACAAAAUCGAUCAGUCCGAGGAAAACUACUUUAGCCGUUUUCUAGAAAUUCCAGAGAACCGACCAAACCCUCCAACACCAAUCACUUCCUGUUCCACAAGUACAUCUUUGUCGGAGUCUAUUUCAAAGAGUUAAAACACAUUAAAGUAUGCCAGCCGACAAAAGGGUUGAACGACGCUGGCUUUUUGAUGUCUUCUCGACUAAUAGAUAUUCAGAAUAUGCUACUCGGAACAACUUCUCAUUCUUGGAGCGCAACUCCUGGACUCUCAUUUUUGAGAAGCCGAAAAGUCAUUUAAGCAUGCUUUUAACAGGCUUUGGUCAAAAAAGGCAGGCCGGGAUGUGGACGCAAUCGCCUUCUCAAGCAUUACACUGACUUCUGCUACUGGAUUCCUACUGUAAGGAUUAGCUCACUCACGACCAAAGGGACUCUCAUACCUGUGGGUGCUGCAAUACAGCUGCAAUUUCGAGAAGUGAGAUAGAGAGAGUGAGAUAUGGCGCUGUAGCCUGUGAGACAUACAAGCGUGGGUGUCGAUGCACGCACCUAUCGGCCCUGCUAGCGAAGGAUACCGAGUUGGCUCGCAAGUGUGACUCUGUCAUCGGUCGCGGGGCACGUUGCAGUGCACCCCUGUACACUUUUUCAUUCUUGGCUUGAAAGGCCCGUUAAUUUGAUUUUUCUUGCUUGCUUGACUAGAACAGUAGGGCUAAUCAUGCACCGGGGGGUAAUUUGCGCCUCCGCAAGGACCUUUUAACAAGGAGGACCACUCGGAGUGUCCAGACAGUUUGUUUGCGGGCAGGUCCGGAUGAGUCCACUGCCAAUAUAACCUGCAUGAACAGGGACGGAAAGACUUCAAGUGUUUUUGUUUAGAAGAAAUGGUGGCGAGCGAACGUUGCUUUCGAUAACUUCUCGUCAGACCAGUACAGUUAUAUAGGACGGGGUACGGUAAGUGAAAAAAUCGAUAAAAGGUAGUUUUUUAAAAAUACAGGCUAGGCAAAAGCGGAAGGGCGCAGAAAGUUGUAUGUGGUUAGUCAACCCUUGACCACGGCAAGGGUGGAGCCUGAACGAGGUUCUUCUGAGCGCAUAGGGCCGGUUUUCGUAACCUGAUGGCAGCCGCUUCUGCUGUUCCUAACAUGCGCUGGCCCAGUAGCUCGAAGGGACCUUGUAAAUCACACGAAAUGCUUCAGCGGGGUCCAAACGAUGCCCUGAAUCCACUGCAUGCGCAAGGAUAGCGCUGUCUAUUCUCCUAGUUUCAACUUUUUGCCAACCAUGCAGAAAGGUGCUCUCGUAUUCUUUUGAAAAGACGCCGACUCGAACGACCAACACAACCUGCUCUACAGGAACAAGUGAAUGAGUAGAUGUACAUUGGGGUGGUUUGAAGUGUCAGCCUAUCCUUGCCUUCUCCGCGUAAAAUAGGGUUAGUGUAGAAUGAUGUACGGACCCCUGCUGCUGGGAAGGUUUCAGAGACAGCUUGGUCAAGGCGUCUUCUUAGGAGUUCACCUGCAGCGUCUCCUUGGAAAGGGACUUUGAGGAACAACGUUUUCUUUUCGGCGUCAGUGUGGUGGGUUUUGCGGGUCGUUCGGCAAGGUUCUUUGUAAUAAACCUGUCAGGAUACCCGUUUUCGCGAAGCAAGUCCUAGAUUUUUCUAAGUUCCUCCUCGAUACCAUCUGUUGAACACAUCUUUGUAGCCCUUUCUGCCAAGCACCUGACUGGAUUUCGUUUUUGUUGGAGAGGUACGAAACUAGCGAAGUUCGUGUAUUGUCCAGACCAGGUUUUCUUCCGAUAGACGCUCUGUCAGAUGCCCGAAAGUGAGAGCGUUCUUUUUAACCUAACGAUGUAAGACAUUCGUUAUUUUGCCGGUUUAUGUUAGGGUAACCUAUGGAGUUUCUGUGAAAUUUGCACAGAUGGGCGGUCCGAGCCUCGCCUCCUGAAGGUAGCGUAUAUGUAGUGGAGACCAGGUCGUGUGUGGCACACGUAAACGGGCGCGGAGAGUGAGUGCGGAAGAUCCUGCGCAAGUCUCUGUUACCAUAAACUAAUUUACGCGAAAGUCACCGAUACUGCGCCGACUUUGUGAGAGCAUGCGGUGUACGAUGUCGCUUGCGCCUACCAAAUUUCGGGCUGAUGAAAAAUUUUUGAAAAUCUGCGGUGUUAGAAUUGUAGCCAGACUCCAUGAAGGGACGUGAAAUAACAACUUGUAAAGUCUGCGUACGGAGAAGAAAUGGAAGUCUUAGUUAGCAUGAACUAGUGAGAAAGAGAGUACAACCUCAUCCACACCCAGUUUGUCUAGCCAAAUCGCUUCCAAAUAGAGGUACUUCCAGUGCAUGAGUAUUUGUUUUCGUGCUCUGAGGAAUCGUCAACAAAUACUUGGGCGAAAUGUGCGAUGAUUGCACCGGAAUUCCGUCGACUGUCAUAACUAAAAACAUGCACUGGUUCUAUAUGUCCAGGGCUUUGGUAAAAAAUUUUAAAUACUUCACACAGAGCUUCCAAAUUCUCGCCGACGAAACCUAUCGCGGGAAAAUGGAAAAAUCUUUGCACAUACUAGGAGUGCACACCGUAUCUCAUGGGAUCAUUAUCGUAAAGGAAAUACAAUUAAUUCCGAAAGCUGUCUUAACAGCCCAGACCUUGCAAGGCGGAAGCUAUGAAUUAUGUUUCUAACAGCCUAUAUAGCUUGAUGUUUUGCGCAACACUGUAUCCAGAAGCAACAGGGAGGAGUCUUUUUUCAUUGUAAUCGGUAAUGAUAUGUUCGGCGCGAAUGCUAAAGCCAACAAACUAGGACCAGUUAAAAGUCUUACCGCUUGUCGCUUAAAUGAAGUUAGUAGUAUAUACUCCCGUGUUUACUCUUAUUUAUGCUAAUAAAUGUGAUUGUAUUUACUUCUAGUCUACGUCCAUGUCAUCAUACUCCUCCCAAGAGUACUCGUGUGUCACCGUAAGUUGCAUGCAACCCCUUCUUACCAUUAUUUAUAAAGCGGUCCAAGACCUAAAUCGUGCUUCACUGACCACCCUAGUCUAGUAAAAGCGCAAUGACCCUCCCCCUCUCAUAUUCGGUGCUGAGACGGCCUAAGAAGCCUAAUUUACCUGAGGGGUGUGCGCAGACGAAGACUGUUUCCAACAUCGGGGUCGGCCAGCCAACAUGGUUCAUAGACCUGAAGCCAUUAACGACUUAAAUGCAAAAAACCGAGCUAUUCUCACUGAACAAUAGGCCUCAUAAGGAUGCAUAUUAAAGCGCGACAUAAACGCGCUUUUGAUAAAUGAACUUGCAAGUUCUAUUACUCUGGAAAAAAUUUGGGCUAAGACGCAGCGCGGUAGGACUUCCUACAAUACACAUGCUAGAAUGUCAGUUCCAAGACCCCGAAAUGUCAUGGUAAAGCAUGUGAUGUUAUUACCACUGAUUCCUGUUCUGCUUACUAAUCAGAAUGUUCCAGCGGACGAGUUAUUCUCUCUUUCUCCAGUGUAUAUGUACUUUGAGGUUUAUUUAAGAUAUUUCCAACAUUCAUAAUCAAGCGUUGGUGCUAAGUGUUUACGGCAUCCCGCUGAAGGAUGCGCUUCGAUGGGCAGUAAUAAGGCCGACUACCAAUUAAAGGCGAUUUAACAGAGGGCGCUUUAAUCUACAAGGUCCAUGAGUAGACUCCGAGGUGUUUGAAGCGUGCAGAAUUAGAAAUACCGAAUCCAGGGGUUCAGAAGAAGAAGAUGUGAUCACUGGGACAAGAGGGCUAUUAUCCUGGCGUUUCAGAUUCUCACUCGACGGUCGUAGAUAGGUCCGAGUGAGAAUCAGAAACGUCAGACCAAUAAAACUUUUGUCCCAGUGAUUGCAUCUUCUUCUUCUUCUUCUUCUUCUUCUUCUUCUUCUGAACUGCUGCCUGCAACUCACCUGUUUGCUUCUUUCAGAAUCCAGAAAUUUCAGUCCUAUGCUCCCUGGAGUGCUGUGAAAUAGCAACCACUGAGAAUAACUAAAAGCAAGAAACUAAUUAGGCCCUGCAAGGGGAGAGCGGAAAAUCGUAAAGCAACGGCAGAGCAGAAAAUGCCCAGUGGAAUUCAUAUUGACCCACUGUGAAAAACUCGGCGCCUCGGUGGGAUUCGAACCCACGCAGUAAGGGGGAAGGCUUUAGUACAGCCAACGCUCUAACCACCUGAGCUACGAGGCCCCGCCGGACGACGCGAGUUUUAUCACACUUGGGAUUUCACAGCGAAUGCCCUAUGAAACAAAAAUAGAUGAGGAGUGUGCAUAAGAGUAUCUGAGGUUACUCGCUGUCGUUUUGUUCUGAGGGUGUGUGAUAUGGAAGUUAGAUUCUCACAGCACUCCGGUCAUGCCGGCCAUUUGUAAGCAUUUCUGGGGCCUUGGAAAACUCCUGAUUGCAUGCAUUUUUCCGAGUUUAUAUUCCUAUGAGUCUAUUUGGUGCGAGAAUACAGCGGCAUGUUCAGUGCACUUGGUGCGACUUGAGUGCUUCUAAGCGACUGAAACCGCCCACGCAUAUCAAUACACGCACAAAUAUCAGUCUUGGCUAACAGAUGAGCAAAAGCAGCACUUAUUCACCGCAAUAGGGUGUUUUGAUUUCGCUCGAGGUUUCGGGUCCACACUCGAAACCGGCAGGAGCCGAGAUAGGCAAGGGGUUCACAAGCAGUGGCAGUAUUUACGGGCUGCCCUGUUUAUUGGCCCUUUCCUCAAUUGUGCUCGUGCUUGCCGUGAUAAUUAAUUGAUCUGAGGUGUCCCAGCCGAACAUCAGGCCCGCAGCUGCGUGGUAACGGCAUCCAAUAAACACUACAGCUCUGUGCCAGGUCCGACUAUAAGUCCUUGACUUCAAAUUCAGAAAGUCGCUGUUUCUACAACAAGUGCGUGAAUGAUCAGGCCGAGGAUACGAGAAGCGUUAGAUACGUUCAGCAAAUUAAAAAAAGACCGUUCGUGACUGAAAUUUAAUCUUAAAAGACUCCUGUACGAACAGAGACCACGGGUAAGUCGAACUGCCAGUAGACAAAAAAGUAAGUACCUUUUCAAUGUAGUAAGCUUUUUUCUUGGUGUCGAAAGUCAAUAUUGGUGUGGUUGAAUAGUUCGUAAAACAUGCAAACCGUCCGUGUUGUUUUUUUCCGGUAUUCUGGAACCAGGGUCCAGAAAGACGGGUCGUGAUCUUCUCUAAGCGAGAUAAGAGAAGGGUUACUGAGUUAGUUUGAAUCGUUUCCCUUGUUUUCCGUUUUGUCUAAAGUAUAUAACUUGAUGUGGACGCUCAAGGUAAUGAUAAACCUUUAUGUCCCCUUUGUAGUCUUCCAUCUACAAAUCUGAUGAUGAUGACGACGACGACGACGCUAAAACCGUCAUUCCGGUAAGGAAGGAUUUCACAUAA
Messenger RNA from Spirometra erinaceieuropaei, 18932 nucleotides. Lineage: Eukaryota; Metazoa; Platyhelminthes; Cestoda; Diphyllobothriidea; Diphyllobothriidae. The record is from the annotation of a GenBank genome assembly.